This is a messenger RNA of Triplophysa rosa, 5892 nucleotides long. RefSeq names its product sema domain, seven thrombospondin repeats (type 1 and type 1-like), transmembrane domain (TM) and short cytoplasmic domain, (semaphorin) 5Bb (gene sema5bb). NCBI's taxonomy places the organism in Eukaryota, Metazoa, Chordata, Actinopteri, Cypriniformes, Nemacheilidae. The record is from RefSeq and is a predicted model, not a curated record. The transcript is spliced from 21 exons. Bases 664 to 3957 code for a protein of 1097 amino acids. Gene Ontology annotation, molecular function: semaphorin receptor binding; chemorepellent activity. Gene Ontology annotation, biological process: neural crest cell migration; axon guidance; semaphorin-plexin signaling pathway.
AAUAUCAAAAAUGUGUUUCACAGACAAAAAAGUCAUACAGGUUUAGAACGACAUGACAGUUAAUAAAUGAUGUCAGAUAUAUUAUUUUUGGGUGAACGAUCCCUUUAAUUCGAUGAACUGCACCUGUAUUUAUUCUGCUAGGACACCUGUUUGAACUUUAAAGAAAAAUUAUAUAAAUUCAGCAGGAUUUGUCUUUAACUGGCACUUGGUGUAAUAUUUUUAUCUAACCAAAUGGCAUCCAUACAUUUUUAUGAGAAACUUAACCAUCCAAAUACUCUGGGUGUCUGUAUGCAUCUAAAGUGCUCCUGCCGCAUUUUAAGAACAGUCAGUGGAAUUUUAACCCCCGCAUCCCCUGCCUCUGACACCACACACACACACGGCCAUCAUGCCCCCAGCAACCUCCCUCCAUUGAGAAAGUUAACAGUUUGUUUUUCACAGGACUGAAUGCUUCACUGCACACAUCACCGAAGCCCCUCCACCCCUCCUUCACGCUGGACCAGCCCGUCCGUGAGAGGCUCACUUAAAUUAUUUCUCUCUCCGUCUGUAAGGAUUCAGUAAAACACAUCCGAAGUCUGUGGGAUGCCGUCUCUCGGAAUGAAUUCUCGGUGACACCUCGGAUCUGGACCCUCUCAUCGUCUCGAAGGAGUGCCUGAUGCGGUAACCAUGACAACAUCACCGCCAGAGACCAAACGACUGUCCCUCACAGGACUUAUCAUAUACCUUGUCUUGCUACAUCUGGUCGCAUCACAGACUCCAUCAUUCUCAGCGACCUCUGACCCCGAGCCGCUGCCCUCUCUGCCUGAAGAGUGUCUGAGAAAAAUGCACCCGGUUACCUCUUACACUGCUCUGAGCCCGUGGAUGUUCUCCUUCUCCCUGCCUGGAGUGAACGAUUACUCGCCCCUCACGCUUGACCUCACCAGAAACCAGCUGAUAGUGGGAGCCAGAAAUCAUCUCUUUAGGCUGAGUCUGAGCAAUGUCUCUCUGCUGCAGGCCACUGAGUGGGGUGUUGAUGAGACCACCAGGAGAUCCUGCCAGAGCAAAGGAAAGACUGAGGAUGAGUGUCAGAAUUACGUCCGUGUCCUCCUGCUGAACGGCGGCCGUUUGUUCACCUGCGGAACAAACGCUUUUAUGCCCGUCUGUACGACUCGCUCCGUCACUGACAUCUCAAGCGUUUUGGAUUCUGUCAGCGGAGUGGCUCGUUGUCCGUAUGACCCACGGCACAACUCUACGGCUAUGAUAACUGAGAGCGGAGAGGUCUACGCGGCCACAGUGACCGAUUUCUCCAGCCGGGAUCCCAUUAUUUACCGCAGUCUGGGGAAUAUGCCUCCGCUGCGGACCGCCCAGUACAACUCCAAAUGGCUUAAUGAGCCUCAUUUUGUCUCGGCGUACGACGUGGGCCGCUUCACCUACUUCUUCCUGAGAGAGAACGCAGUAGAACAGGAUUGUGGGAAGACUGUGUUCUCUCGCGUGGCCCGCGUGUGUCAGAAUGAUGUCGGAGGCCGUUUCCUACUUGAGGACACCUGGACCACCUUCAUGAAGGCCCGACUGAACUGUUCUCGCUCUGGAGACGUUCCCUUCUACUACCACGAGCUUCAGAGUACAUUCUACUUGCCCGAACAGGACCUCAUCUAUGGAGUCUUUACCACCAACAUAAACAGCAUUGCUGCGUCAGCUGUGUGCGCGUUUAACCUCAGCUCCAUCACUCAGGCCUUUAACGGACCCUUCCGUUACCAGGAGAACCCACGGACCAGCUGGCUUUCCACUCCUAACCCUGUCCCAAACUUUCAGUGCGGGACAGUGAACGAUUCGGGUCCGGGAAGUAAUCUAACAGAACGUAGUCUUCAGGAUGCUCAGCGGCUCUUCCUCAUGAGCGAGGUGGUUCAACCCGUUUCCACGGAUCCUCUGGUGAUGCAAGACAACAUCCGUUUCUCCAGAUUGGCUGUUGACAUCGUGCAGGGGAGGGACACGCUAUAUCACAUCAUGUAUAUCGGCACAGAACACGGCACCAUCAUCAAAGUCCUCUCCACGACCAAUAAGAGUCUACGCGGAUGUUACCUGGAAGAGAUGAACAUCUUCCCGGAAGGUGUGCGGGAGCCAAUCCUGAACCUGCAGAUCCUGCAGAGCGACAGGUCUCUGUUCGUAGGGCUUCACAGCAGGGUGCUGAAAAUUCCUCUGGAGAGAUGCUCCAACUACAAAAGCCAAGAAGACUGUCUGGGUGCCAGAGAUCCAUACUGCGGAUGGGACAGAAAACAGAAACGAUGUUCGACCAUCGAGGACAGUUCCAACAUGAGUCAAUGGAGCCAGAACAUCACAAAGUGCCCAGAACGGAACCUCACGCAAGAUGGUGGCUUUGGCCAUUGGUCAUCCUGGCAGCCUUGUAACCAUGACGACGGAGGGGAGAGCACCAGUACUUGUCAGUGUCGCACUCGUUCCUGUGAUAAUCCACCACCGCAGUGCAGGGGGCAAAAGUGUGUCGGGGCAAACAUAGAGGUGGCCAACUGUUCCAGAAAUGGAGGUUGGACUCCGUGGUCCUCCUGGGCCGAGUGCAGCACCAGCUGUGGCAUCGGCUUUGAGGUUCGACAGCGGUCCUGUAACAAUCCAGCACCCCGACACGGAGGGCGAGUGUGUGUGGGCCAGGCCCGAGAGGAAAGAUUGUGUAAUGAGAAAAACCCCUGUCCCGUUCCUGUGUCCUGGGUCUCGUGGAGCGCCUGGUCCAAGUGUAGCGUCGCCUGCGGAGGUGGAAUCCAAUCCAGGGUUCGCACCUGUGAGAACGGAAACACCUGUCCUGGAUGCCCGCUGGAGUACAAGGCGUGUAAUUUGGACGCGUGUGCAGAGGUCAGGCGGAACACUCCUUGGACUCCUUGGUACGCUGUUAAUGUGACCCAGACGGGGGCGAGACAGGAGCAGAGGGUCAGGUACACCUGCAGGGCUCUGCUCGCGGACCCUCACGACCUCCAGCUCGGCAAACGCAAGACAGAGACGCGCGUUUGCCCCCCUUCUGACGGUGCUACCGUAUGCGAGACUGAUGGUCUGGUCGAGGACUUGCUGAGAAUGGCUCGACCUGUCACACGAGUGCAAGGAGCCAUGUGGUCGCCGUGGGAAACGUGGUCCACGUGUUCCAAAGAGUGUUCCAAAGGUUUCCGCACGCGCAAGCGUUCGUGCGUCACGCCCGAUGGGAGGAGCACUCCGUUUGCCUGCAGCGGAACGCCCGUCGAAUAUCAGGACUGCAACAUUCAGCCCUGUCCAGUGAAGGGGGCGUGGUCAUGCUGGUCCUCCUGGUCUCAGUGUUCCGCUUCCUGCGGUGGCGGUCACUAUCAGCGUACCCGGACCUGCUCUGACCCCGCCCCUGCUCAUUCGGGUGAUAUCUGCAUCGGUCUGCACACAGAGGAAGCUUUGUGCAACACACACGAGUGUGAAGUUGGUUGGGGGGUAUGGUCAGAGUGGGCGGAGUGUAACGAGGAAGGGCUACAACUUCGUAGUCGCGUGUGUGAAAUAAGCCCCGCCUCUUGUCAAGGAAACCGCACGGAACAAAGCGAGUGUCGGCCCAAUGAGAGCUCAGGAAAGAAAAGGAACACAAACUGCGGAGGUUUCUCUCUCUUCCACAUGGUGUUGACGGGCAUCUGCUGUUUUUUGGGAGCGGUUUUGCUAUCUGUUCUGGUGUACGUGUACUGCCAGAAGCUCCGCAAACCUCCUCAGGAAUCAGCAGUAAUCCAUCCCAGCACCCCCAACCAUCUGCACUAUAAAGACAACAGUUGUGCACCCAGGAACGACUUGUACACGCCAAUGGAGUUUAAGACCCUGAAUAAGAACAACCUGCUUCCACCAGAAGAAAGCUGCAAUUUCUUCCCUUCGCCCAUGCCGCAGACGAACGUCUACGCCACCACGUAUUACCCCACCCCUCUGGGCAAAUACGACUACCCAUCGCUGGAUUCUCCCUGCAGUUACAUGCACAGCUGAUGGAUACACUCGCAAACAUCUCGUCUUUAAUGCGUAUGUGUGUGACCGUGGUUACACACCUGUAUCUGUCCAUGCAGAUGCAUUUGAAUACGCACGGAUAUACAGGAAAGCCAAACGCGCGACCUGGGUAAACGCGAAGUGACGUUCAGACCCGAAAUAGAAUUGACAAAAACAUGACUGAGGAAAACUAUUUCAGAUGGAAAGUCACAGGUUUUAAUGCUCAAUAAAAACAGAUUGACACUCACAGAGCAUGUAUGCUUCCUAAACGCUGAGGAAUCGGUGGAGGAUCGACGCAAAGACAUGCUACAUGUAUGCGCUGCUGGCAUCUUUAGAUACUUCGGUUUAAGAAAGCAGGUGUAACAGCAGAACUUGUUUGAGUUUUUCAAAUGUGAAGGUUCUGGAACCAUUGUGAUGUCUCACAACCUGAACACCUUUCUCUUGUUUUCCUCUGGUUUAUGUGCUUUUAUCUGGAUUACUGGUCAUGUGACUGGUUAACGCCACGACAGUAGAAACUGAAUGAAACAAACAAAACUGAGCAGGGUGCUAAAGUACAGUAUAGAGGAGUUAACCCUGGACUUUGGAUGUUAAAAGGAUGUUAUCUUUAAUGUGGCUGUUCACCUCACGCCAUUGUGAGACAGGCUUUUAAACUUCAAACUUUUUAUAAAAACUUUCACAUGAAAAGAAAUAUUCCGUCAUUUAGUUUUAUGGGAAUGUAUGAACUGAUAAAACAUGCAGCGACUGGGGCCUGUCAAAAAGACAAAAAAGUGCAUAAAAAUAGUCCAUGACUUAAAUUGUCAUCAGAGUUGAACUUGACACGGUCUUGAUGCACAGAUGCAUGAAGGAGAUUUAAGCUACACAAGAAGGGAACCGUUUCGAUUAAUAACAGGUCUGUUCCUCGCAUGCGCUUUCAUAUUACACAUUUUGAAUAUCACCGCUGUCCUUCUGAAACCUCCAUAUUUCAUGAUUUUUAUUUUAUUUCUAUUCAUAAAUCAUUAUUAUUAGUCACCCUUUAUGUUUGUCGCUAGGUUUUGCAAAUAUCUAACCGAUAAAAAGUGCCUGUCAACUUUGACAACACAGUAUGUAUUCAAAUUCCAUUUCCUGAAAAACCGCGAAUUUGGACAUAAGAGGUUUCAGAAGGACGGCAACGAUAUAUGAUAUUCUAAUGUAUAGUACACAUGAACUAUUUCAACUUUAUGGUGUGUUUUUGUACGUCACUAAAGGAGAUUCCCAAUUAAGGAGUAAAAUCAUUUUUACCAUGUUUAAUUAAAGUGAUGAUAACUGGAGAUUGAUGCUAUGAAACAGCGGUGUGUUCGAUUUAUUGAACCUAAAGGGAUCAAUGUUUUAUGUAUAUUUGUAGUUAGUGUUAUAUAUUUAUGAGCAAAUCAUCAUUUUUUUAUCGGAAUCAGAUUUUUUGAUGUCCUGCUAUUGACCCACAACAUAAGACAAAAUGCAAUUUCUCUUGCGUUCAUGAAGACCUUACACUCUCCACUAUAGGACAGUUAUAGUUUGCCCUUCGGCUUCUAUGUGAAUAGGCAUCGUGUGUAUACAAGAAAUAUUAUUUUCUAAGAGAUGAAGUCUCUUUAUGUUUCUGAUGGCAUUAUAUUUUGAGGGUACAUGGGCAGGUGGUCUGAAUGCAGUGGAUGAUGUUUGAACUGCUCACUGAUGUUGCAUGGAUCAUGAAGCAUUAUUAUUAUGCAGAUGGUUUCUAUGCAAUUAAAAAGAAAAUGUGCAUCACACGAUCACUGCCUUUCACACUGUGAAACUUUGCUAUGCUUUUGUAUGUUGUACAUUGUAAAAAUAAACAUCCAAUGUAAAAUGUGAUGCAGUUUACAGUGAAAUCUGUCUGACAGUCAACCUUUGUCUUUGUCUGUCUGUCUGAUCUAUUGGACAAGUUUUUCUGCCUGUCUAUCUGUCUGUCUUCUAGAUGUCUGUUUG